GAUUCCAUGGACACCAAGCACCAAGCUCACAACACAAGUCCUUAUAAGAAGAACGAUGUUGCCUUUCAACCAUGAUCAACCUCAACCAUGCCUUUACUUGAGCAGUAUCCAUCACAAACCAAGCUCUUUGGCCGUGAGAGACCUCUUCAUGAACUUUUUGGAGGAGGAAGAGUUGCUGACCUUGUGUUAUGGAGGAACAAACAAUUGUCUGGAGGGGUACUUGCAAUAGCUACUUUGAUAUGGUUCCUUUUUGAGGUUAUGGAAUACAAUUUUAUUACCCUCAUGUGCCAUAUCGCCAUUGCCGUCAUGCUUUUCAUCUUUAUUUGGGCCAAUGCUGCAGCUCUCCUUGAAAAGCCUCCGCCACAAUUACCAGACAUUAUAUUAUCAGAGCAAGGCUUCAAGAAGGUCUCACUUGUCUUCCAAGAAGAGCUCAACCUAUUCCUUUCCUUCCUCCAUGAAAUUGCUAUUGGAAAAAAUCUCAAGCUUUUCCUCUUGACCAUUGCUGGCCUUUGGAUAGUAUCAGUGAUGGGGAACUACUUCAACCCCCUUAGCUUUCUAUACUUUGGAUAUCUUUGCAUACAGACAUUGCCAGUAAUGUAUGAACAGUAUGAAAAUGAUGUGGAUAGUCUCGCAUACCAAGUGGUUCAUGAUGCAAAGAAGCUCUUCAUGAGAUUCAAUGAGAAUGUCCUCAAUAAGAUACCAAGAGGACCGGUCAAAGAAAAGAAGUUCAAUUAGCACUAGUGCAAUAACAAUUAUGUAUCACACAUGGAUGAUCACUAUGUACAAACAAUUAAGAAGAUAAACUAGUGGUGUUGUUAAUUGUGAAACAUGCA
Messenger RNA from Dioscorea cayenensis subsp. rotundata (Guinea yam), 833 nucleotides. Its product is annotated as reticulon-like protein B9. The coding region runs from base 88 to 735 and encodes 215 amino acids. Lineage: Eukaryota; Viridiplantae; Streptophyta; Magnoliopsida; Dioscoreales; Dioscoreaceae. The record is from RefSeq and is a predicted model, not a curated record. The transcript has 5 exons.